This is a messenger RNA of Heterocephalus glaber (naked mole-rat), 10527 nucleotides long. NCBI's taxonomy places the organism in Eukaryota, Metazoa, Chordata, Mammalia, Rodentia, Bathyergidae. The record is from RefSeq and is a predicted model, not a curated record.
AGCCUCUUUAAAAAUAAUAAACUCGUUUUGCACCCUCCUCACUCUCAUAACAACAACAAAAAGCCCCAAACCUAACACUCCUUUGGUGGCUCCCAGCGCCAGCUCUGCCAAAAUCAGACUCUUAAAAGGGAGGCAAGGACCCCCCCAAGAGGUUAAAUAUUAAGCUUUCCGGAUCAGAUAGUGACAGUACUUAGAAAGACACUGCGAGUCGCUCAUAGAAAGGUUUCAUAGCAUGUGACGCCCGGGAAUAAAACACUCUUCGGAGGUUUGUAUUUACACUGUCCUGGCGCGGCCGGCUCCAGUGGCCUUUCCCCAGUUUCGCCAAGGCAGAGUCGGGUCUGGAGCGCAGCGCCCACGGGUUAGCUUUCUAAGCCGCCUCCCGGGAGACUGAAGCGUCCAGGAGGAAAGAGCGUGGAUUUUAACUUUUCGCGGAAAGAGGGCUACUCCCGAUUUUACUUCUGAGUACCAGAUCUGCAGCUGCUGACCCCGAGGGCGAGGUUACUUUCUGAAACUUGUUUUUUUUUUCUUUUCCCCUUUUUCUUUUCUCCCCUCUGUCUUCUGCGGCCCGUCCCUCCUCUCCCCGCCAAGACGCUGUGUGUGCCACCUCGCGCAGCUCCGCCUGGUCGCCCGGAGGGGUUCCACCGCCCGCCGGCCGCGCGCCCCAGGCGGGCCCGCCACCGAGCGCCAGCCGCGGCCAUGCACACUACGGAGCCCCCGCCACCCGAGGACUCUGGGACUACGUUGAGGCUAAACUUUUAGGUCCCACGGAGUGAGGCCUGCGGGCCGGGUGGGGGGCUGGCCGCGGCACUCCCGCGGAGGAUGGAUGGCCGAGACUUCGGGCCCCAGCGGUCCGUGCAUGGCCCCCCGCCGCCGCUGCUGUCCGGCUUGGCCAUGGACAGCCACCGCGUGGGCGCGGCUACUGCCGGACGCUUGCCUGGCUCCAGCUUGCCCGGCCCGCUGCCGCCCGGGAAGUACAUGGCCGGCCUCAACCUCCACCAGCACCCGGGCGAGGCCUUCUUGGGCAGCUUCGUGGCCAGCGGGAUGGGGCCCUCGGCUUCAUCCCAGGGAAGCCCAGUGCCCCUGCCCUCUGACCUCUCCUUCCGCUCCCCCACCCCCAGCAACCUGCCCAUGGUGCAGCUGUGGGCCGCCCAUGCCCAUGAAGGCUUCUCCCACCUGCCCAGUGGGCUGUACCCCUCCUACCUCCACCUGAACCACCUGGAGCCCCCCAGCAGCGGGAGCCCCCUCCUCAGCCAGCUGGGCCAACCCAGCAUCUUUGAUACCCAGAAAGACGGCUUCUACCUGCCCGCCCCAGGGGCCCCGGGCACCCUGCACUCCCACGCGCCCUCCUCCAGGACCACCAGCGGCCACAACUCGGGCGCGACGGCCAAAGGCUCAGCAUCAUCGCGCGAGGGGACAACCAAGGAGCGUGCAGGCCGCGGGGGAGAGCCCCCGCUGUUCGGCAAGAAGGACCCCCGUGUGCGCGAGGAGGCCGCUGGGCGCGGCGUGGUGGACCUGACCCAGGAGGCGCGGACCGAGGGCCGCCCGGACCGAGCACCCGGGCGUCUGCCCGAACGCCUGUCGCCCUUUCUGGCUGAGACCAAGGGCAAGGGGGUGCUGCAGGCGUCCGCGCUGGGCAUGUGCAACGGCGCGGCCGACGCAGGGCUGGGGCCCAAGGAGGCGACCCGGCAGGACGAGAGCGUGCGACUGCUGCGACGCGCGGAGGCCCUGCUGCCGGUGCCACGACCCUGUCCCUCGCCGCUGCCCCCGCCGCCCCCAAAGGGGCCCCCCGCUCCCCCCUCCUCGGCACCCGCUGGCGUCUACACCGUGUUCCGCGAGCCGGGACGCGAGCACCGCGUGGUGGCGCCCACCUUCGUGCCUUCUGUGGAGGCCUUCGACGAGCGUGCAGGUCCCAUCCAGAUCGCGUCGCAGGCGCGCGACACUCGGGCGCGCGAGCGCGAGGCGGGGCGGCCCGGGGUGCUGCAGGCGCCCCCAGGAUCCCCGCGGCCCGAGCGCCCCGAGGUCCUGCGUGAGAAGAACUCGGUCAUCCGCUCGCUCAAGCGCCCGCCCCCUGCUGAUGCGGCCCCGGCCCGAGCCGCUCGCACCUCCCCCGAUCCCCGAGUCUACCUGCCGCCCAAGGAGCUGCCCAAGCCGGAGGCCGAGCCGCGGGCGUGUGAGCGUACGCCCCGCGGGGCCCCGCAGUCUACCAAGCUCUUCAGCCUGGAGCCUACGCGUGUCCCCGCUCCCCCAGGCCCAGAGCACAAGUGGAAGCCCUUCGAGCUGGGCAACUUCGCCACGACGCAGAUGGCCGUGCUUGCUGCGCAGCACCACCAUGCCAGCCGCACCGCCGAAGAGGAUGCCUCCAAGAAGGCAUACCUGGACCCCGGGGGCGCACUGUCCCGCGCCCGGCCUGGCGCAGACCUGCACCCUGCGGCAGCAGGGGCUCACGGACCUGGGGAGGCCUCGGCCAUGCAGAGUCUCAUCAAGUACAGUGGCAGCUUUGCUCGAGAGGCGGUGGCCGUGCGUCCUGGCGGAUGUGGCAAGAAGAGCCCCUUUGGGGGUCUGGGCACCAUGAAACCAGAGCCCUCGCCCACCUCUGUGGGUACCCCGCGUGCCCAGGCCCGACUCCCACACCCGGGUGGCCCUGCAUCGAGUGGGGGCCGGCAGCUGAAGCGGGACCCAGAGAGACCAGAGAGUGCCAAGACCUUUGUGCGCGAGGGCUCUGGUGCCCAAGGGGAGGCUGAGGUGCGGCACCCGCCUGUGGGCAUUGCCGUGGCAGUGGCCAGGCAGAAGGACAGUGGUGGCAGUGGCCGGCUGGGGCCUGGGCUGGCAGACCAGGAGCGUUCCCUGUCCCUGAGCAAUGUCAAAGGGCACGGCCGGGCUGACGAGGACUGUGCAGAGGACCGGGCCAGGCACCGGGAGGAGCGGCUGCUCGGGGGACGGCUGGACCGGGACCAGGAGAAGCUGCUCCGAGAAAGUAAGGAGCUGGCGGACCUGGCCCGCCUGCAUCCCACCAGCUGUGCUCCUAAUGGCCUGAACCCCAACCUCAUGGUGACUGGGGGCCCGGCAUUGCCGGGCUCAGGCCGCUGGUCUGCUGACCCUGCGGCACACCUGGCCACACACCCCUGGCUGCCCCGCUCUGGCAGCACAUCCAUGUGGCUCGCUGGCCACCCCUAUGGUUUGGGCCCCCCCUCUCUGCACCAGGGCAUGGCGCCUGCCUUCCCACCUGGCCUGGGGGCCUCCCUGCCAUCGGCCUACCAGUUUGUCAGGGACCCUCAGUCAGGCCAGCUGGUAGUCAUCCCCAGCGAUCACCUGCCUCAUUUUGCUGAGCUGAUGGAGCGGGCCGCCGUGCCACCCCUCUGGCCAGCACUGUACCCUCCGGGCCGCAGCCCCCUGCACCAUGCACAGCAUCUGCAGCUUUUCUCGCAGCAGCACUUCCUGCGGCAGCAGGAGCUCCUCUACCUACAGCAGCAGGCCGCCCAGGCCCUGGAGCUGCAGCGCAGUGCCCAGAUAGUGCAGGAGCGGCUGAAGGCCCAAGAGCAGCGGGUCGAGAUGGAGGAGAAAGUAAGCAAGCGGAGCCUGGAUGCUGCGGGCAAGGCUGGCCUGGCUGCUGCAGGCCCAGGGCUGCUGCCUCGCAAGCCCCCCGGCCUGACCACCGGCCCUGCGGGUGCCUAUGGCAAGGCCGUGAGCCCACCGCUGUCACCCCGUGCCUCCCCCGUGGCUGCCCUGAAGGCCAAGGUCAUCCAGAAGCUGGAGGAUGUGGCCAAGCCGCCCGCCUACACCUACCCCGCCACGCCCAGCUCCCUCCCCAGCAGCCCACCACCCGCCUCCCCACCUCCCACCCCCGGCCUCACCCGCAAGGAGGAAGCCCCCGAGAAUGUGGUGGAGAAGAAGGACUUAGAACUGGAGAAGGAGGCCCCCAGCCCCUUCCAGGCCCUGUUCUCAGACAUCCCCCCGAGGUACCCGUUCCAAGCCCUGCCGCCGCACUACGGAAGGCCCUAUCCAUUCCUGCUGCAGCCCACAGCGGCCGCCGAUGCCGAUGGCCUGGCCCCCGACGUGCCGCUCCCGGCCAACGGUCCUGAGCGCCUAGAGCUCUCGCCCGAAAACAAACCCAUCUGCCUGUCGCCCUCUAAGAUCCCUGAGCCGCUGCAGGAGGGCCCGGAAGAAGAGCCGCUGGCCAACCGUGAGGUGAAGGCUGAGGUGGAGGAUGUGGACGAGGGCCCUGCGGAGUUGCCACCGCUGGAGUCACCGCUGGCCCUGCCUGUGUCCGAAACCAUGGUGGCAGCGAGCCCUGCGGGCAGCUGUGGAGGUGGCCUGCGGGAGGCUCAGGUGCUGGGCACCGCUGGGCAGGGCUGCCCAGAGCCCUCUGAAGACCCGGGUUUUGCAGAGAGGGCCGAGGCACAGGCGGAGUUGCUGGGCCGGACAGAGUCUCAUGUGGCCGUCCUGGAACUGGGAGGGCGGCUGUCGCCUGCGCCACUGGUGGAGACUAAGGAGGAACCAGUGGAGGUGCCCCUUGAUGUACCUGUGGAGACCCCUGUGCCUGAGGCAGGGCCCGAGGAGGGACUGGUACAGCCGGCCCUGAGUGAGCCCCAGCCCAGCCUCAAACUGCCAGACUGUGACCUGCCUGCCAAGGAGGGACAGUGCCCCGACCUAGAGGUCCAGGAGGCUGCACCUGCGUCUGCCAGCGCCAGCUACCUGGAAGAGGCGACCUCAGACCAGCUCCUGCCUGGCCUGGAGGACCCGCUGGCUGGUAUGAAUGUCCUGGUGGCUGCGGCGGAGAUGCCUCAGGCCAGGCCACUGCCCUCCCCAGACACCGGAGGCCAGGCCUUGGAGAGGCUGGACCCGGUCCCGAGCCUGGUCCUAGAGCAGGGAUUUCUGCAGGGCAUCACACUGCUGAGCGAGAUCGCAGAGCUGGAGCUCGAGAGGAGGACCCAGGAGGCAGGAGGUGCAGAGCCCGGCCUGGCCACGCGGCCCUCGCUGGAGAGCCUGCUGGCAGCCAGCAGCCACAUGCUGAAGGAGGUGCUGGACAGUCCCUUCUCAGACCCACUCAAGAACCUGCAGCUGCCGCGGGAGCUGAACCCCAACAAGAAGUACAGCUGGAUGCAGAAGAAAGAGGAGCGAAUGUUUGCUAUGAAGUCUUCCCUGGAAGACAUGGACGCCCUGGAGCUGGACUUCCGGAUGCGGCUGGCAGAGGUGCAGCGCCAGUACAAGGAGAAACAGCGUGAGCUCGUGAAGCUGCAGCGCCGCCGGGAGUCUGGGGACAGGCACGAGGAUCCCCAUAGAAGCUUGGCACGCAGAGGCCCUGGCAGGCCGAGGAAACGGACCCACGGCCCGAGCACCCUGUCGCCCCCCUGCAAGAGAGGGAAGAGCCACAGCAGUAGCGGAAAGCUGAGCAGCAAGUCCCUGCUGACAUCGGACGACUAUGAGCUGGGAGCUGGGAUAAGGAAGAGACACAAAGGGCCUGAGGAGGAACACGACGCUCUCAUUGGAAUAGGGAAGGCCAGGGGCAGGAACCAGAACUGGGAUGAACACGAGGCCUCAUCUGACUUCAUGAGUCAGCUAAAGAUUAAGAAGAAGAAGAUGGCCAGUGACCAGGAGCAGUUGGCAAGCAAGCUAGACAAGGCCCUCUCCCUCACAAAGCAGGACAAGUUGAAGUCACCCUUCAAGUUUUCGGACAGUUCUGGGGGGAAAUCGAAAACUAGUGGGAGUUGCGGCAGGUUCUUGAGUCCUUAUGACAGCCUGCUGGGCAAGAACACGAAGACACUGGCCAAAGGCCUGGGCUUGUCUCUGAAAUCCUCUAGAGAAGGUAAACACAAAAGGGCCACCAAAGCCAGGAAGAUGGAGGUGGGGUUCAAGGCCAGAGGCCAGUCCAAGUCGGCCCAUUCCCCGUUCGCCUCGGAAGUGAGCAGCUAUUCCUACAAUACGGACUCAGAGGAAGACGAAGACUUCCUGAAGGACGAGUGGCCUGGCCAAGGCCCCUCCGGCUCCAAACUGACCUCCUCCCUCCUGUGUGGCAUGGUGGCAAAGAACGGCAAGCCAGCCGCAGGCCCCAAGCUGACCAAGAGGGGCCCGGUGGCCCCCCGGACUCUGAAACCCAAGGCGGCCACCAGCAGGAAGCAGCCAUUCUGCUUGCUGCUUCGAGAGGCCAAGGCCCGCUUGUCCUGCAGUGACUCUUCGGAGGACUCGUUUGACCAAGAUGAGACCUCCGAGGAGGAUGAGGAGGAGCUGGAGGAGGAGGAGGACGAGGUUGGCGGCGGCUAUAGGCUGGGAGCUCAGGAGCGGGCACUGUCGCCAGGCCUGGAGGAGAGUGGGCUGGGCCUCCUGGCCCGCUUUGCCGCCAGCGCCCUCCCCAGUCCCAUGGUGGGACCAUCCCUGUCCGUGGUGCAGCUGGAGGCCAAGCAGAAGGCCCGGAAGAAAGAGGAGCGGCAGAGCCUGCGGAGCACAGAGUUCGAGUACACAGACUCAGAGAGCGAGGUCAAGGUGCGCCGGCCGCCGGCCACCACACUGCUGCGGCCCAAGAAGGCGCCCGGGGAGCCGAGCCCCCCGCUGGCCACGCCCGCGCCCUCAGCCCAUGGCCCCGGCAGCCCCAGCAAGGCCAAGCUGGCCGCCGACAAGGGGCGCAAGGCCCGCAAGCUGCGGGGUCCCAAGGAGCCGGGCUUCGAGGCGGGGCCUGAAGCCAGCGAUGACGACUUGUGGACCCGGCGGCGCAGCGAGCGCAUUUUCCUGCACGACGCCUCGGCCUCUGCGCCCGCGCCCGCACCCAGCAGCAGCGCUACGACCACUGCCAAGCCCGGCCGCUGCGCCCGGGGCCUGCCCAGCCCACGCAAGGACAGUGGCCGCACCCGGGACAGGAAGGACCCCAGGAAGAAGAAGAAAGGGAAGGAGGCUGGCUCUGCCACCAUGCUGCCACCACCCCGUGUCCCUAGCCUGCCCCCUGAGGCCAGGGCCCCUCAUGCCAGCCCCCUGGCCACCGCCAAGAGGACCAAAGCCAAGGCCAGCGGGAAGGAGGCCAAGAAGGAGAACCGUGGGAAGGGGGGUGCUGUGAGCAAGCUGAUGGAGAGCAUGGCUGCCGAGGAGGACUUCGAGCCCAACCAGGACUCAAGCUUCUCAGAGGACGAGCACCUGCCUCGGGGGGGUGCUGUGGAGCGACCGCUGACCCCAGCCCCGCGCUCCUGCGUCAUUGACAAGGACGAGCUGCAGGACGGGCUGCGUGUGCUCAUCCCCAUGGACGACAAGCUGCUGUAUGCGGGGCAUGUGCACACCGUGCACUCGCCGGACAUAUACCGUGUGGUGGUGGAGGGGGAGCGCGGGAACCGGCCCCACAUCUACUGCCUGGAGCAGCUGCUGCAGGAGGCGAUCAUUGAUGUGAGGCCAGCCUCCACCCGCUUCCUGCCGCAGGGGACCAGGAUCGCGGCCUACUGGAGCCAGCAGUACCGCUGCCUCUACCCGGGCACCGUGGUCCGAGGUUUGCUGGAUCUGGAGGAUGACGGGGACCUGAUCACCGUGGAGUUUGAUGACGGGGACACAGGCAGAAUCCCCCUGUCGCAUAUCCGCCUCCUGCCGCCCGAGUAUAAGAUCCAGUGUGCUGAGCCAUCCCCAGCCCUCCUGGUGCCCAGUGCCAAGCGCCGCAGCAGGAAGACCAGCAAAGACCCCGGGGAAGGCAAAGAGGGGCCCACAGCAGGGUCCGAGGAGCCAGGAGGCAAGGCUCGAGGGCGUGGGCGGAAGCCCAGCACCAAGGCCAAGGGCGACAGAGCCGCUGUCUCAGAGGAGGUGGCCUCCACUGAUGAGGUUCCCAUUACCUCCACGGGCCUGGAGCCAAUCGGCACCCCAAGUUCCAAGAAGAGCCCCCCAGAACCUGUGGACAAGCGGGCCAAAGCCCCCAAGGCCCGCCUGGCUCCCCCACAGCCUGGCCCAGUGCCAUCCACCUUUGCCAGCUGCCCAGCUCCUGAGCCCUUUGGGGAGCUGCCGGCCCCCACUGUGGCCCUGCCCCCGGCGCCCCUCAUCACCAUGCCCGCCACCCGGCCCAAGCCCAAGAAGGCCCUGGCCACAGAGGAUUUGGGGCCCAAGGGCCCCCGGAGGCCGGGGGAGGAAGCUGAGCUGCUCGUCAAGCUGGACCAUGAGGGGGUCACGUCCCCCAAAAGCAAGAAGGCCAAAGAGGCCCUGCUCCUCCGGGAAGACACGGUGGCGGGGGGCUGGCAGGAGCCCAAGGGCCUGGGUGGGGACCUUGCCCAGGAGCCUGGGGUGGGGCUCCCAAUGGAGGACCCUGGGGACCCCAAGAGCCCAGACAAGGCCCAGGCUGAGCAGGACGGGGCGGAGGAGUCAGAGAGCAGCAGCAGCAGCAGCAGCAGCAGCAGCAGCAGUAGCAGCAGCAGCAGCAGCAGUAGCAGCAGCAGCAGCUCGGAGACAGAAGGCGAGGAGGACAGCGACAAGACCCGGGGGGACAACCGGGCUGCGGGAGGACACACCUGCAGCGCCACCAGCUCCAGGGCGUCCUCCCCGGCCUCCCCGGCCUCCCCGGCCUCCUCCUCCUCCUCCUCCUCUUCCUCCUCCUCUUCUUCAUCCUCCUCCUCUUCUUCCUCUUCCUCUUCUUCUUCCUCCUCGUCCUCCUCUUCCUCCUCUUCCUCUUCCUCCUCUUCUUCCUCUUCCUCCUCUUCUUCCUCUUCCUCCUCCACCACGGACGAGGACUCCUCCUGCAGCUCAGACGACGAGGCGACCCGUGCGCCUGUGCCUGGCCCCUCCAGCCAGCCCGCCCUGCCUGCCAAGCCCCCCAAGCCAGCCAGCAAGGCCCGCUCCUCGGCUAAGAAGGCACCUGCUGCCCAGCCACCAGCACCCCCGCCCCAGCCUGCACAGCCUCUGCAGCCCAAGGCGCAGGCUGGGCCCAGGAGCCGCCCCAAGAAGCGUGAGGGUGUGCACCUGCCCACCACCAAGGAGCUGGCCAAGCGGCAGCGCCUGCCCUCCGUGGAGAACCGGCCCAAGAUUGCAGCCUUCCUGCCCGCCCGGCAGCUCUGGAAGUGGUUUGGCAAGCCCACCCAGCGCCGCGGCAUGAAGGGCAAGGCCCGCAAGCUCUUCUACAAGGCCAUCGUGCGCGGGAAGGAGAUGAUCCGCAUCGGGGACUGCGCCGUGUUCCUGUCGGCUGGGCGCCCCAACCUCCCCUACAUUGGCCGCAUCCAGAGCAUGUGGGAGUCGUGGGGCAGCAACAUGGUGGUCCGCGUCAAGUGGUUCUACCACCCCGAGGAGACCAGCCCGGGCCGGCAGCUCCACGAGGGCCAGCCCUGGGACCAGAAGUCUGGCCGCAGCCUUCCCGCCGCCUUGCGGGCCUCCAGCCAGCGGAAGGACUUCAUGGAGCGCGCCCUGUACCAGUCCUCGCACGUGGACGAGAAUGACGUGCAGACAGUGUCGCACAAGUGCCUGGUGGUGGGCCUGGAGCAGUACGAGCAGAUGCUGAAGACCAAGAAGUACCAGGACAGCGAGGGCCUGUACUACCUGGCGGGCACCUACGAGCCCACGACGGGCAUGAUCUUCUCCACGGACGGCGUGCCCAUGCUGUGCUGAGGACCCGGCCCUCCCGCCAGGCCCACUGCUGGGGCGCGGACACGAGCGCGUGCAUGUAUGUGCCCGCGCGCGCCCGGGCAAGUGAGGCGUGUGUGCCCGUAUGCAUGCACGUGUGCACACGGCCCAGCCCCCCGGGCCGGCUCCUCGGCGACCAGGGUGUGGCUGUUCCACGGCGGCCCGGCCCCAGCACCUUCCCAGCCCUUGCAGACUGAGGCCCCACAGACGGGACAGCCGCCGCCACCCGCUGCCCACUGCCUGCUCAGGACGGAGGGCGGCCUGGACUUGGGGACGGAGCGGGCAGGGAGCGCAGCCCCUCACACUACAGACCCCCAUGGUGCUGACCCCCCAGCAGCGCCCGCCGCCAGGAGGGCGCCGGGUCCUCAACCUGUACAGUUUUAUUGUACCGAGAGCGACUCCCCGCCCCUGUAUGAUACGCCUUUAAAUGGAGUCAACUUUUUAACUAUAUAUAUAAAGAUAAAUAUAUAUAAAUAUAUAUAAAUAUAAACUUUUUAAAACUGUGAAAAAAUAGCUAUGAAAUUAUAAGGAAAAAAAGCGAACACACUCUGACGUGCGGAAUAUUAUUUUUUAUUUCCUGUUAGAUUGUGAGUGUCCAGCACCCGGCUUCACUGCCCCAGUCCCCCCCCCCCCCCACUGUGCUCGCCCCCAGACAGAGGAGGAGGAGGAGGGAGGGAGAGGGAGGGGAACCGCCAGCCCAGCGCCCCCUCCACUCGCUGGGCCAGAAAGCACUUAGCCAGCCCCGCCUUCCGGAACCGAAGUGGAACCGGAACCCACAGGAGGGCUCCAGCAGACAAUCUAGAGGGAAGGAAAAGCCAGACUUUGGUUUUGUUAUUUUGGGGGAAUUAUUGUUUUCCUUUUUUUUUUUUUUAAAGUUUCUUUUGGAAUUUUGUUUGUUGGCAAAUUCUGUGUGAUCUUUUUUCAUAAAAAAAAAGAAAAGAAAAAAUUUAAUUGGAAAAAGUA